UUCUUCUCUAGAGUAUCGAAUACACUUUUUCUCCCCCAUCACAGUUUCACACUCCCCCUUUCGUAUCAGUGACGCAGUAGUGAAUUUGAAAGUUGAUCAAAGUUUUACCAGAAAUCAAACAUGAAAUUCUGGAGGAUUCUCAGCAAAAUGAUCGAUGAGACGCUACCGGAUUGGCGCGAGAAUUUCUUAUCUUACAAAGAUCUGAAAAAGAAGCUCAAAAUGAUUUAUCCUAUCGCCGGUGAAUCCGUUCAGAGUAACGCUACUUCUGCUGUUAGGUCUGACAAACGACCAAGAUUGGCCGACGGAGAGAUCUCCGUCGAAGGAGAUCAGUUGGCAAUGGGUGAAGAGGUAAUCGAUUUCGUUAGGUUAUUGGAAGACGAAAUCGAGAAGUUCAAUUCCUUUUUUGUUGAUAAAGAAGAAAGAUAUAUUAUCAAAUUGAAGAUGGUUCAGGAUAAGGUUGCAGAGGUUCGUGAUUCGGAUGAAGAGUUGAUGAGUAUAGGCAGAGAAGUGGUUGACUUUCAUGGAGAAAUGGUUUUGCUGUUGAAUUACAGUGCCCUAAAUUACAUAGGUUUAGUAAAAAUACUAAAGAAAUACGACAAGCGAAGUGGUGCUCUGAUUCGUCUACCUUUCAUCCAAAAGGUUCUAAAAGAACCCUUCUUCUCAACUGAUGUACUUAAUAAGCUUGUAAAGGAAUGUGAAAAAAUCCUUGAAAGGUUUUUCCCAGCAAAAGAACAUUUGACUAAAUACGAAACUUCUUCUGAUGGUAAUCAUCAACCCGAGAAUCCUUCGGCGAGCAACACAAAAGGCAAAGAAAGUAUUAGUGUUCCCGAUGAACUUUCUCAAAUCAAAGAUGUCGAAAACAUGUACAUGAAACAGACUGUGACUGCAUUGCAAGUGCUGACUAAGAUUCGAAGUGGGAGUUCGACUGUUGACAUGUUCUCCUUGCCUCCAAUGUAGAGCUGGGACGAUAAUAAUGAAUCAUUUAUAGGCAUCGUUGAAUGAUUGUAAUCCAAGAUAAAAUUUACGGGUUUUAUGUUUAACUUCGGGGUGUAGAAUCAUUUUUGCUUCUUGUAAUAUAUAUUCCUAGCUUUUUUUAUUAUCUU
Molecule: messenger RNA, 1103 nt
Organism: Impatiens glandulifera
Lineage: Eukaryota; Viridiplantae; Streptophyta; Magnoliopsida; Ericales; Balsaminaceae
Product: SPX domain-containing protein 2-like
Exons: 3
Coding region: 121-957 (278 amino acids)
Biological process (GO): cellular response to phosphate starvation
Source: RefSeq, a predicted model, not a curated record